Molecule: messenger RNA, 1434 nt
Organism: Lodderomyces elongisporus
Lineage: Eukaryota; Fungi; Ascomycota; Pichiomycetes; Serinales; Debaryomycetaceae
Exons: 1
Coding region: 1-1434 (477 amino acids)
Biological process (GO): RNA processing
Molecular function (GO): ribonuclease III activity
Source: RefSeq, a predicted model, not a curated record
AUGAUUGCAUUUGAGAAUUCCUUUUCAAGACUAUUCCGUAUAGGCAAAUCACUAGCAAUGAAUACUUCACGAGAAACUGGUGCUCCUUCCCACGUGGGGCCAAAACCAAACUGGCAACGAUUGUAUGCAAGCUCGACACGUGCCAAAAACGAGAUUCUAAUACCCAGCUCUCUUGAUGAUCUUUUGCGAUCCAAUAAACGACUAAAGUUUCAUCUUGUCAGUCUUGGCGGAGACUUUAUCCGCUUGUCAUCAUACCGCAAAUUUAAACAAAUGUUCCGUUGUGGUGAUGGACCAUUGAUUAAAUUUAUUGUGUUUGACAUGGCAAGCUUUAUCAAGCAAGAGUUGAAUAAUAGGGAGUCGAGAUUCCACUUGGAUUUAAAAAAUUAUCUAUCAUCAAACUCGGUAUUGCAAAGCAAUGAAAACGAUUGGCGUGUUUCAGAUCGUCUGAUCUGUAUGAAGGAUUGGCUUUAUAUAACACUUGGAUAUAUGCUACUGACAUACCAAGAAGAAGAAGUGCAUGAAUCAUUGGAUGAAGUCAUCAAAAUUUACCUUAGUGCAAGAAACCAUAUCCCAACAAGGUAUGGAGUACCAGUAACAACAGAAGGCAAGCGGAUCCUCACAGGAGAAGACGAGAGGGAGCGUUUUACACUAGCCACAUUUCAGACCUAUAUUAAUAAUGUUGAGAUAGAGGAGGCACUCCUUUUCAACAAUAAAGAAGAAGAAAGAUUUGUCACUUUCUCAGUAGCUAAUGAUAGAAAGAUUUACUUACCUCCACUUCCACGACUACAUGAUCGUGAACUAAUGGUUAAGGCACUCAUGCAUAAAGAGUUUUACAGACUUCUUCUUGAUCCACGACAUACUUUUGCCCAAAGCAUGACUGCAGAAGGAUACGAUCUCAAUAAAGAGGAAUACCGAAUUAUAAGAAAAGAAAUAUCUUUUUUAGAUGGAUUGGGUGAUUUCUUCCUUGCGCAAGAGACUUCAAGGAUUAUUUACGAUUUGUGUACGGGAACGGAUACCAUUAAUUACCAAGUAGGUCCUUGCGUGUACAACAUGCUCAAGACGAUUCUAGCUACGAACACCGUGAUGUCCAAGUUGACCAAAUGCUACCACGUAGAAAGGGGACUAAAGGAUCCGCUUAUCAACUCUCGCAUAAGUGAGGAGUAUCUUCCACUUACCAGAACAGGUAAAUUCAAACUUGGCAACGGCAUGGACGCAAGAGAGUCAAGAAUCUUUGAAGAAGAGUUUUUGGGCGAUUUCUUCGAAAGUUAUAUGGCAGCAUUGUUGAUUGAACAACCCAGCGUUGCCAAGUCUUUCAUCAGGGAAAUAUACACAAGAUUGUUGAAAAUUAUUACCGAGACAUUGCCGCCUGAUGUUACGUAUCAAAAGUGGACGUCAGAUAUUUUGGGACGCAAUAUAUACUACAAAAGUGCGUAG